Trematosphaeria pertusa is the source of this 1319-nucleotide messenger RNA. RefSeq lists its product as uncharacterized. The transcript is spliced from 3 exons. The record is from RefSeq and is a predicted model, not a curated record. Bases 175 to 1200 code for a protein of 341 amino acids. NCBI's taxonomy places the organism in Eukaryota, Fungi, Ascomycota, Dothideomycetes, Pleosporales, Trematosphaeriaceae. Gene Ontology annotation, cellular component: Golgi apparatus.
CACGAGGCGCGAGCAUCCCUCCUCGGAGGCCAACCUCUGGACCGCAACUACCAGCCUUACGCCUUCCCGUCCUCUUCCUACACCCAGCAGCCUUACGACGCCCAGCCCGGAGGCUACCACCACCGCGAGGGAUUCCCCACCCAGCUCCCACCGCCCGUUCGACGAUCGAAAAGGAUGUAUAUCCCAAAUACCAAGUGGACAUGGGCCUUCAUGUUGACGGCCAUUGUGCAGGCCGUCGUCGCUAUAGGCCUGGAGGCAUAUGUCUUUGCAAAGUUCCAAACCAGCCUGCGCGACAACAUCCCCGAACACCACAAUGAGACCCGGACCAUUCCAACAUAUCUGGCCGUCUUCAUGUUUGGCUACAUCUACCAGCUCAUCCUCGUCUAUGACGCCCUGCAACAGAAGAACACUAUUCAGGUCAUUGGCCUUGUCCUCUACAAUAUUGGCAUUCUUAUCUAUGCCGCCAUUCAGUUCGACCAAAUUGACGAUGCCGUCAAAGGUUUGGCUUCUGGACGAUUUAUUGAAGGCCCCCUGUGGAGGGAGCUUCGACCGGAAUUGAUUGCCGAGCCCAUUCUGAUGGCCGUUGCAACUGUCAUCUUCGCCUUCAUUGCAUGGAAGCUGUACGACGAAUUUGCCUGGACCAUCUACAAGCAUAUCAGCGCCGAUCUGCGGAUGAAGAGGAGGUAUCUGACAUAUCAGAUUUAUAUCGCACUCCUCAAGUUCGACUUUUUCUUCUUCCUUGCCUUCACAGUCCAGUUCCUAGUUGUCGUCGAGAACACGUCCACAGUCGAGCUUGCGCUUACGGCGGCGGCGCUCGUCAUCACCUUCGUCCUCCUCUUCCUGGCCGCCUUCUGGGUCCGCCGAGAGUCCGUUCCCGGCAUGAUUCUCGUCAUAAUUGUCUACUUCAUUGCCCUCGCCUACUUCUUGUUCAAGCUCGUACGCAUGUACGCCGCGGACGCACAGCGCCUCGAAGACUACAAGCCGGCCCGGAAGUCGUUGACCAGCUUCGCUGUCCUGACAAUUCUGCUACUGCUGGUCACGAUUGUUACUGCAUGCAUGUGCACUCACAACUUCAACAAGGGUCUGAAGCCGCACGUCAACAGCAAGAGCGUGAGGCAAGGCGACGAUAAGACGGGCUACAGCAACGAGAUGCCGUCUCUCAGCGGACCGACCCCCACCACACGGAUGGAGAUCGACUAAACAGUUCUUUGCUUCUCUUUUCGUCCCUUUACUUCUAAAAACACCAACAGGAAUUGUUGGAUUGCGUUCUGCGUGCAUAGCUCUGGUCCGGCCACGACCGGAGCAAAACAGGCGUCUGG